AGGAUGUAAUGUUUUUCUAGAGAAUUAGCAUAAGUUUAACGCUUGUUUGGAUUGUGUUCGCUCUGAAAGCAUAAACUUGCUGCCCGGACUAUCGGAAGGCUUACAAUGUCAGGAAAUCCCGAUGAUAAGCCUAGUUCCCUAGCAGAGUCCAUUGAAAGCUUCAAGAUUGUUGCGGAGCAGGGGCUCGCUGACGCCGCGAACGCUGCUGAUGCUCUUCUAAAGCAAACGGCAUCUCAGCUUGUGGCAGGCGGCUCUGUCGUGGUUGGAACUGUUCAGGAGGCCGCAGAUGUAACACUCCAAUACGCGGAGGAGGGCAAGGUGUACGUGGAUCAUGGGCUCGCGGAGCUCAAAGCGGUGGAGGACGUCGUCGUUUCGCACCUCAAGCAGGGAAUCUACCUCAUCCAGAGCAACCCAGAUGUCUCUUACCCCCUGCUGGCGACGGGCAGCAUCCUAGCGCUACCGGUGACGCGACGCCUGCUGUACCGCGCGACCAUCGGACGGUUCCGCAACCCCGACAACGUGCUGAGCACCAGCGAGGGUAAGGUGGAGGCACUGCGGGUCAAGAUGAGCGACUUUGAGACGGAGGCCAAGAAGCUGCAGGAGCGUAUGGUUGCGGCGGAGGAGGAGUACGUGCGCGGCAAGGCCAAGCUCAAGGCUACCCGGCAGGAGCUGCAGCGGCUGGCGGCCGUGGUGGGCAAGAGCGAGCGGACCGCAGCGGGUGUUCUGGAGGACCUGCGCACCCUCAAGAAGGUCGACAAGGCGGUGCAGCUGCGGGCGGAGGCCGCGUCGCAAGUGUCCGCGCUCAAGACGCAGCGAACCGCGCUGCAGCAGUACAUCUACCGCAUCGCCUCCAAGGACGUCUGAGGCGCAGGCUUGACGCUGGGCGCAGGGUUGGCGCUGCCUGCUGCGAUCGGACUCGCAUGGCUUGCCCUGGCAUGGGUGGUUGCACCAACAUGGGCUACCGUCUUGCGGCUACCGUAGUAACGGCACAUGGUUAUACCGUACGGCGCUUUGGUGUUGUUCUUGGUGGAUGGAGUGGAAGGUUCCCCGGGGGGCCGCACUGGCGGCAGCAUGGCGUGGUGG
This is a messenger RNA of Astrephomene gubernaculifera, 1083 nucleotides long. Lineage: Eukaryota; Viridiplantae; Chlorophyta; Chlorophyceae; Chlamydomonadales; Astrephomenaceae. The record is from the annotation of a GenBank genome assembly.